Molecule: messenger RNA, 6590 nt
Organism: Sphaeroforma arctica JP610
Lineage: Eukaryota; Ichthyosporea; Ichthyophonida
Exons: 36
Biological process (GO): cellular response to amino acid starvation; regulation of translation
Cellular component (GO): cytosol
Molecular function (GO): protein binding; protein kinase regulator activity
Source: RefSeq, a predicted model, not a curated record
AGGAUGUUGGUGCGGAAUCCAUGUCACUGCCGGAACUGAUCGAGGCCUAUACGGGCGAGUUCCUUUUCUCUACACCGAGUACUCGCUGCUCGCUGCUGCACAAAAUCAUUGCAGCACUCUCUGAUGCGGAGCAAAGUGAGGUUGACGAGUGCUUCAAGCCCCUGCUCGUGGGAUUGGUCAAAACCCUACACCAGUAUGCGGAUAGAAGAUCUCGCACUCUUGUCAACAAGGCCCUAGAAAGUUUGUGCACAGCUUCAUCCGAGAAUGCCGUCAAAACGUUUCCGGUGGUCAUCACAAAACUGGCCGCUCGAAAAGGGUACAACGUAUUGGCUAUCAACACGCUUUUGAAUUGGACGAUGUCGUUCAUAUCUGCUGUUGGGGUGGAGUGUGUCCUUGCUAACCCUGAUGUACUCAAAUCAUUGGCUCUGGCGCAGGCCAAGCUAGUCAGCGCAGUAUACGAAGUGGACAACCGUCGUGGCAACCAACGCUGUCGUGCUACCGUUGAUGCGUUGUUGCACAAAGGCGGCCGUGCGUUGUGCGACAGCUAUCUGUCUGUGCUGGAAGUGGCCCCCAGUGCCUAUCCCGGAAAGCUCGCGGGUCUGAUUGUGGACCAUGCUAAUAGAUAUGAGAUGGAGGAGAUUGUAGCUGAGCAUAUGCCCAACUUGGUAAAGCUUUAUCAAACCACUAUUGUGAAGCAGAAGGUGUUGCCGCCCCUGCACGAAUGCAUGGGCUUUCGGGCGAUUCUCAGUGCCAUGCCAGCAGAGAGCUAUGUCAAGGAUAUACUCCCUCCGACCAUGAAGUCAUUCCUGCGCAACUCUUCGGUGGGAUCAGUGAUUUUGGCGUCACAGAUGGACUCGCUGGAGUCGGAUCUCAGUCACUUUGUGGACGACUUCAUGUCGGCCGUGCGCAACACUCUCAACCACAAAGAGGAGAACAUCCGAGACAACGGCGUGGAGUUCUGCACCUCGCUGUGCACGCACCUGUCCUCGCCCGCGUCCCUAACCACGCUCACAAGUGGACUGGUGGACAUGGUCAGCGGAAAAGGACCGGUCAAGGUGUCCGCUUGGGCACACAAGGUGCAUGUGGCUCAGGCCUUGGAGGCUGUGGCAAAGGCUGCGCACGACACUACGAAGCAGCAAGUGGCUGCCGAUGUGGUGACGGCUGCGCUGGCGGCGGCGGAUAAGGAAGCCAAUGAAACCGCGCAGCUGGCCGAGUUCUCUGCCGUAGAGCAGUGGCUGCCGUUUGUCUCCGUACUUCCCCAGAAGGUUCUGGACGCCUUUGCUAACAACUACCUCACACCCAAGGCCAAGCCAACCUGCCGCUCAGCAGCCCUCAAAACACUCUCCUGCGGAGUUGCAACCUCUAGCUGCACUAAGGACGUGUGCGCCAGUUUGGUGCCUAAUCUUCUGGCCAUCAUUGACAGCGCUGUGGCUAAACCUGCGCACGCGGCGGUGGCGGAUGCGACAUAUGCGGCGUACUACCUGCUGGCGUGGACACAGGGGGACAAUGCGAGUGUGGCGCUGCCGUUGAAGAAAGGCGGCGAUCUCCGCAACGUCAUCACCACCAUGGAAGUCCUGUGCAGCCCCAAACUGCUGGCCAACGCAGACGUGCCCCUCCAACGCAGCAUUGCUCGACUAUCCACCUGCGUACUCUCGGCCAACCCCGGCGAAUGGGUCAAUGCGCAAAGCCCCUGGGUGGCUGCUGUGCUACGCCUGAGUGUGUCUGAGGAUGUGGGUGUGCGCCGGCAGUGUGUGGCGGCCGUUAGCGGCGCCGUGCGGGACGAUAGGGAUGUGGACGAGAAGCUGGAUGUCUUACUCAGUGUGUUUGAUGCGCUAUUCCUGGAGCCUGAGAUCCCACUGACUCAGAACAAAGAGUUCCUGAUGCUAACCGCCACCGCAAUCUGCGGCGUGAGCGGCAACGGUACGAAAAGUACCCAUGAACAUAUGGCCCUGAAGUCACUUUUGGUUUUCAAUCAUCCCCGAGUAGGGUCCAAGAAAGCCUACCAUCGUAUGCUGCGGCACGCGCAAGUGGAUAUUGAGAGUUUCAUCAGAGACAAUCUGGAGGAAGUAAUCGCACUGACAACCGGUGAUCUCGGGGUAGGAAGCGAGAACCCGCACACACAGCAGGCAGCCAUUGCGGCCAUCAAGGACCUUCUGGUGCAUGUGGGUGAUGCCACGGUGCUGCCUUAUCUGAAAUGGGCCAUGGCUAGCCUCGACUCGCCGCUGAUCCUGUCGGUGGAUGCGUACAAGAAGAAUGUCUACACCACGCCUGAGGGAGAGCUGUACAACAACGAAGUCUUGGAGUCCAUCAAACGAAGCCAGGCCCCAGCACCGUCUCGAGCGAAGAAGGGCAAGAAAACAGAUCUUGAGGAGGAAGCCUGGCAGAAGAAGAUCCGUGACGACCAGGCACGCAAGAGAGGUGAAGACCCCAACGCCAUCAAAAUGACAGCCCAUCAGAGGGAGCAAGUCGAAGCGGAACGCACCAAAGAAGCCGCCAUCCGCUCGGAAGUGGCGGCUAUUGCUACCGACGCCACACGCGUGUUCUCUGUGCUACUGGCGAUCUGCUCAGUAAAUCCUAAGCAACUCCGGGCCAACACGCCCUUGAUGCUGGCCAUUCUGAAGCCCCUCCUGACGUCGCCGCUGGUGGGGGAUGUGAGUCAGCAGGUGUGGUACUCCAUGAUGGGGUCGCUGGAUAAGAAGUUCUUGGCCAACUGCCAGCCCACGGUGGUGUGCCAGUACACACUGCGGCAGCUGAACACCCGCACGCUGUCGGCUGAAGAAAACACAGAGCUGCAGAAAGGCGUCGGCGCUGCGGUGACGAAACUGUUCAUGUCCACCGCUGGAACACGCAGCUUAGCCAAUCCGGAGUUUAGCUACUGCUUUGAGCUGCUCAGAAGCAUCCUGGCGCACCCCGUGCCGUCGUACUUCCCUGUGAAUGUCCAGCGACAGGCGCUCGGACUGGUUAAACGCCAUCUGCCUGCGGUUAUGAAGUCGUCGUUGUACCCACGCAGCGAUCUCAUACAGCUGCUGCUUCUCGUCGCGGAUGUGCACGACCACCUACAAGCUCAGGCGGUGGAUUCGCUCGUGCUAGUGGGCGCAGAGGUACCACGCCAGCUGGACGACACUGUGCUGCGUCUGCUGAGCCAAGGCCUGCUCAGCCCCAUAGCGGCCAUCCGGCUGGCGUGUCUGAAGGCGCUCAACGCACAACCCAUCGAGGACUACGACAGAGACGAGCAGGACAUGACGCAGGCUAUAAAUAGAAUCAAACCGCACGUGCUCGCGCUCAAGUAUGACGCCGACGACGCGAUCAAGACCGCCGCCGAGGAGAUGCUGGACGACAAGGAUCUGGAGAUCAACACGCUGGAAGAAGUUCGGUACAUCGCCACGCUGGUGGAGAACCCCACGCCCGAGGUCCAGGAGUACGCGGUCAGGGGUCUGAGUGCGGCACUGAGCGAGCUGCCCGACUACACCAACGAAAUCACAGAGGGGCUGCUGGACCGUAUUCCCGUGUUGCUGUCUAUGCCCGAGCCUGUGUACGACGACAACAGGAAUCUGAUCUCUGAGCCGUUUGUUGAUCCGUGGGAGGCGCGUAGGGGUCUGGCCAUGGCCCUCAACCACACAGCCGUCAACAUCUCCGACAGCGAGCUGCAGAAGAACAUGACGUUCAUCUCACAGUUCGGGUUCACAGACCGCAACGCUGAGGUACGCGCGGCUAUGCUGGCCGCAGCGUCGCAGCUGAUCGACGUGCACGGUGCCAGCUCAGUCAACGAGAUGCUUCCGGUGAUGGAGGAGACGCUCGCACGCACAACAGACACCAGCGACGACGAGGUACACGAAGCAACGAUCAUCUGCAUCGGCGCCAUGGCGCGGCAUCUGGACAAGACCGAUCCAAAGGUGCAGAAGGUCAUUGCGCUGCUGUUUGAGGCCCUCAAAACACCCUCGCAGUCCGUGCAGGAGGCGGUGGCCAAGUGCCUGCCGCCGCUGAUUAACGCCAAGGACGAGAACGCCGGCGAGCUGAUCAAGACGCUGCUGGACCAGCUGUUGGAGGGCAAGAAGUUCUCGGACCGCAAGGGGGCGGCCUAUGGACUGGCGGCUGUGGUGAAGGGCCUGGGCAUUCUGUCGCUGCGCAAGCACGCGGUAGUGGACGAUCUCAUGGACGCGGUGCAGAACAAGAAGCGCAAGGAACACCGCGAGGGCGGGCUGAUGGCGUUUGAGACGAUGGUGUCGACGCUGGGCCGUUUGUUUGAGCCGUACGUCAUUAAGCUGCUGCCACACCUGCUGGUGGCGUUCGGGGAUAACGAUGAGAACGUGCGCCUGGCCGCACAGGACACAGCUGCGGCCAUCAUCAAACAUCUGAGCCAGAGCAGCAAAACGGGCCCUGGUGUUAAGCUGGUGCUGCCGUCGCUCAUGAGGGCUCUGGAUGACAAGCAAUGGCGAACUAAACAAGGCGCAACUGAGAUGUUAGGAGCCAUGUCAGCGUGUGCACCAGAUCAGCUGUCGUCUUCACUGCCACAGAUUGUGCCCCGACUGGCGGAGGUGCUGACAGAUUCGCACCCCAAAGUGCAGGAAGCCGGCAGAUUGGCUCUGAAGAAAAUCGGUGGUGUGAUCAAAAAUCCAGAGAUUCAAGAGAUUGUGGAUGUACUUUUGGCGGCGCUGGUGGACCCCGAUGGCAAGACGCAGAAGUGUCUCACCACUUUGCUGGAUACCAAUUUCGUUCAUUUCAUCGACGCCCCGUCGCUGGCAUUGAUCAUGCCUGUGUUGCACCGUGCACUCAAACAGAGAAGUACAGAGACUAAAAUGUGGGCCGCGCAGAUUAUCGGGAAUAUGUCGUCGCUGACCAACCACAAGGAUCUCCAGCCUUACCUCAAUAUAGUACUCCCAGGGCUACGAGAGGUGCUGGUGGACUCGAGUCCUGCGGUCCGAGAGGUGUCUGCCAAGGCACUGGGUACCAUGGUACAAGGUAUGGGCGAGGAGAGUUUCUCUGAACUUAUUCCCUGGCUGGUAGAGACGCUCAAGUCACCUGGCAACAGCGCCGUGGAUCGAAGCGGUGCCGCACAAGGUCUCAGUGAGGUGCUCUACGGCCUCGGGUCGGAACGACUGGAGCGGUUGCUGCCGGAUAUCAUCGCCAACUGCUCGGCGAAGGAAGCGUACACACGUGAGGGUUUCAUGAUGGUGCUCUUCUUCACCCCGUCCUCGUUUGGAGACGAUCUAUUGCCGUUCGUGCCCGUUGUCAUCCCACCCAUUCUGAAGGGAUUGGCCGAUGAGGCAGAGAACGUGCGCCAUGCAGCACUGAAGGCCGGUCAGAUGAUUGUCAACAACUACGCCGAGAGUGCCGUGGAGAUUCUUCUGCCCGAACUCGAGAAGGGUCUCUUCGACGACAACUGGCGUAUUCGACAGUCGUCCGUGCAUCUUUUGGGUGAUCUGCUUUACCGCAUUUCCGGUCAAUCCGGUGCCAAAACCACCGAAUCGGGUGGGGACGAUGACAAUUUCGGUACAACCGAGGCCAGGGAUGCGCUGGUGGAGGUCUUGGGAGAGGAGCGUUUGGCACAGGUGUUUGCUGGUCUGUACAUGGGACGGUCCGAUGUGGCGCCAUUGGUUCGCCAGGCGUCGCUGCACAUCUGGAAGGUGGUGGUGUUCAACACAGCCCGCACACUGCGUGACAUCAUGCCUGUGCUCAUGCAGCUGCUGCUGAAGUCUCUGUCGUCGCCCAACCACGACCGCCGUCGUAUUGCGGCGCAGACAUUGGGUGAUGUGGUGCUGAAACUCGGGGACUUUGUGCUGCCGGAGAUUGUACCCAUUUUGGCUGAAGGCCUGGAUGCGGAAGACUCGAGCACGCGCUGUGGUGUGUGUGUGGGUCUGAGCGAGGUGAUGAAUGCCGCGUCCAAGGACUCGGUGAUCAUGUUUGUGUCGUCGAUUAUUCCCGUGGUGCGCCAGUCACUGAUGGACCGUGACAGUGAGGUGCGCGAGGCUGCGGCCAAGACCUUCGACACGCUGUUCACGGUCAUUGGCAACAAGGCCGUUGAUGAGGUGCUGCCGUCUAUGUUGGCAGCGCUGGACAGCGAGGAUGAAGAGAUCAACGAGUGCGCUCUGCUGGGUUUGCGGCAGGUCAUGAAGACGCAGUCGCAAGUAGUGCUGCCAUUCCUUGUGCCGAAGCUCAUUGCCCAGCCGGUUACGGGAGCCAAUGCACACGCCCUGGGGGCUUUGGCCGUGGUGUCUGGCUCCACCCUGGACGUGCACUUGUCCAAGAUAGUCCCUGCACUAUUGCAAGCCAUCUGCGUUCGGGAUGACAGCUCAGACUCGAUUCAAGAAUCGUUCGAGCAAAUCAUCAUGUGCCUGGAAACCAGGAAGGGCCAGUCCGUGGUUAUGAAUGAGCUGAUCGAGAUGCUUGGACAUCACAAGGCCGUCUACCGCGAGGUCGCAUCGAAGAUCAUUGUUGUCAUUGCCGAUACAUAUGACAUUGAGGUAUGUGAAGAACAGGAAGGAGAGGUACAUCCACCAAUCACCUACCACACAAUCUUACCAGCCACUCGCCAACCACCUAACCCACAAUCUAACCAACCACCUAUCCCACAAUCUAAACCAACCACCUAA